Solanum verrucosum is the source of this 1605-nucleotide messenger RNA. Its product is annotated as glycerophosphocholine acyltransferase 1-like. The transcript is spliced from 11 exons. Gene Ontology annotation, biological process: phosphatidylcholine biosynthetic process. Lineage: Eukaryota; Viridiplantae; Streptophyta; Magnoliopsida; Solanales; Solanaceae. The record is from RefSeq and is a predicted model, not a curated record. The coding region runs from base 1 to 1605 and encodes 534 amino acids.
AUGGAAGUUAAUGAAGACAUUAAGAAGCUCAAAGUGGUGAAUGGUUUCAAUAGUCAACAUGUUUACAUGGAGAGUAAAGAAGUUGCUGAAAAGCUUGCUUCUCUAAGCCUCUCUAUCCCCUUAUCAAUGAAAUCUAUCUCAUCUCUCCUUGUAACUAUGAUAAUUUUACUAUCUUCAAAUCUGACUAGGAAUGCCAUUGGUUGUAAGGGGAUCCAACAGAUUACUGAUGCUGUUAUGUCUAAGAUCACAUCUGCAUCUCAACUUGUAGAUGAAUCUGGUCAGUCUCGGACAAUUGAUUUUUCAAUGAUUUACAUGGAUGAAGUGGGUGGGGUUAAGAAGGCAUGUAUAUAUGGUCUUGGUUCUCAAGCAACUUUCUAUGAGAACAUUGGUUCAUUAUCUGCUUCAACUGCUCAGCCUCAAGAUUGUGAUUUUGAUGCUCGGGUGAAGGAAUACGUUAAAGAAAUGAAGGAGGAGAUGAAGGAGGACAUAGCUGAUAGCAGAGGCAAAGACAGAGACCAAGGGAUGGAGGAAUAUUACAAUGGAGAUUCAUUUGGGAAAGUGAAAGAGCGCUUCAAAGAUCGAUCCAAGAAAACGAAGGAGAGAACGAAGCAGAUGUUGUCCAAACAAGCCGUUAAGAUCGCUCAACGUGCGGAGGAACAUGAACCAUUUAUUAACAAGGUGACUCAUCUCUUGGGAGUUCUUGGCUUUGGAGCAUUUUGCUUUAUUUUGGGUGCAAGGCCACAGGAUAUUCGAUAUGUUUACUGUUUCUUCUAUCUUACUUUUGUUCCUCUUCGAUGGAUCUACUACAGAUUCAAGAAAUGGCAUUACUAUCUUCUCGACUUUUGUUAUUAUGCAAACACAAUUUUCAUAAUCAUGCUUCUGGGUUUUCCUACUAAUGAGAGGUUUUUCAUGGUUUGUUUCUCGUUUGCAGAGGGUCCGCUAGCCUGGGCAUUGAUCGUUUGGCGCUGUAGCUUAGUUUUUAGUUCAGUUGAUAAAACUGUCAGUGUCUUCAUACAUCUUUUACCUGGGUUGGUUUUCUUCACAAUAUGGUGGUGGGAUCCUGUGUUUUUUGGAGCUAUGCAUCCAGAAGGGACUCCAGAAAGAGCAUCAUGGCCUUAUGUAGAAAACCAAUCGUACCUUUGGAAAUGGUUGUUUUUUGUUCCAUUAGCUGCUUACUUUUUCUGGCAAGUUCUCUAUUAUCUCAUUGUAGAGGUCCUACGUCGACAGAGACUCUUGCGAGACCCUGAAGUUAUGACUUCUUACAGGGAGCUCUCCAAGAAAGCGAAGAAAGCGAACAACAUGUGGUGGCGUUUAAGUGGUUUGCUUGGUGAUCAGAAUCGGUUGCUUAUGUUUAUUCUCCUCCAGGCUAUAUUUACCGUGGCAACUACCGCACUCACCGUGCCCAUAUUUCUAUCAUAUAAGUUGCAUGUGGUGUACCAAAUACUUAAGGUCUCAGCAUCUGUAUGGAACGGUGGAAAUUUUCUAUUAGAAGUGAUGCCAAGACAGGUGAUUCUCAAGGAGAAGAAGAAAUCCGAGACUCGUGAUGUUACAGAACAGCAACAUGAGAAUCCAUUGCAGGAGAAUUCCAUGGAAACACCCCAGUGA